CAUCUGCCAUCUUCUUUCUCUCCGAAUCCCUCCUCCUUGCUCCGGGUUUUCCACCGUUCUGGUUUUCAUUCACAUUACCGUUCCUUCGUUCAUGACCCUUUGACUGAAGAAGUGCUUUUUCCACCGGUGAUUGCAAGGAGGGUUCCAAUUUUCCUUCCACCGGUCAUUUAGGGCUUUGCUUUUUUCCGAUGACUUAUAAUGAGGAUGACGGUGGCGGAGGAGAGCUCGUCCCGCACCUCACACUCCGAAUCCAGAAUGAUGAUAACAACGGGGGAUAUGUCAAAUUGGGGCCCGACCCGCAAGAUUCUGAGCCAGAGGGCUCGCUGAGUGAUGCGGCGAGAUGUUCUGUAUGGUAUUGGGUUAAAUUGGUGCUGUUCCUCGCAUUCUUAGGCUUCUUGGCUGCUGUUGUUAUCAUAUGGGUCGGACCCUUUUUCAUGGAUAAGGUGAUUAUACCAUUAAUUAACUGGGAGAGAAACGCAUUCAGCAGUCCGGUGUUAAUUGUUCUGAUAUUUGUUUCUGUAGCAUUAUUCCCAACGCUGCUUUUACCAUCUUCACCUUCUAUGUGGAUGGCUGGAAUGAAAUUUGGUUAUGGUUUUGGGUUCUUGCUAAUAAUAUCUGCAGCAUCUAUCGGUGUUUCACUCCCUUUUUUCAUUGGCUCAGUCUUCCAUCAUAAAAUUCAAGGGUGGUUAGAAAAGUACCCAAAGAAAGCUUCUUUUCUAAGAUCUGCAGGUGGAGGAAAUUGGUUUCAUCAAUUUAGAGCAGUUGCUUUGAUCAGGGUUUCUCCAUUCCCUUACAUACUCUACAAUUACUGUGCUGUGGCAACAAAUGUCAAGUAUGCACCUUAUAUAAUGGGAUCCUUGGUUGGAAUCGUACCAGAAAUAUUUGUUGCAAUCUAUACGGGGAUUUUCAUACAGACUUUAGCUGAUGCCUCCCAUGAAAAGCACACCCUAUCUGCCCUGCAAAUUAUCUUAAAUGUUUUUGGCUUCUGUUUAACUGUGGGUGCAGCAGUCUUUUUCACAGUCUAUGCUAAGAGGCGACUCAAACAGUUGCAAGAGGAAGAUGAGGUUUUGUUGCAAUAAUCCAGUAGUUUUUCAAGCUGGGUAUCUCUCUUUGCGGCAUGAAUCAAUUACCAUCUCAUCUGGGCAUAUGGUGCAAAGUUGGGUGAGGUUUUAUAUACAUAUUAAAUAACUUCAUCCAUGGGAAGGCUGGACGUCAAGUGUGCCAUAAAGGAUAGAAGGGGUUGUUGGAAGAUACCGGAGGUAACUAACUAACAUGACUUGGGAUUUAGAUUCUCUCAAUUUCUUAAGAUAGUGACAGACUCGUCAUUCAAAUGGUUCCUACUUCGUACGCAUCAUAACCAUCUUUUUUCAAGUUGACACUGUCAAUUAAACGAUUCAAAUCUCUUGACUAACACCAAUUGUAACUAAGCAUACCCCAUUUCUUUUUUACUUCAUCCCACUUCUUAUGUGCUUUCUUGUUGGUGUUUCAGUUGUCAUUGUAUAUGAAUGAAAUCCCCAUUUUAGAUUUGAUUGACUUGGACUCGGCAAGCUUUUGUGUCGUCGUAAAUUGAAUACAAUAAGGUUGCCCUCUCAUCUCUCAAGGGAAAGCUCGACUCAUUUCUUGGUCCUCUACGUUGUUAUUUUUCUUUUACCAAAAAAGAAAAGCAAGGAAGAACUUCUGACAUGGUUCACAACUAAUGUAAAUUCCGUAGUCUGAAGUCUUAA
Molecule: messenger RNA, 1724 nt
Organism: Neltuma alba
Lineage: Eukaryota; Viridiplantae; Streptophyta; Magnoliopsida; Fabales; Fabaceae
Exons: 4
Coding region: 189-1079 (296 amino acids)
Source: RefSeq, a predicted model, not a curated record